Molecule: messenger RNA, 606 nt
Organism: Mesocestoides corti
Lineage: Eukaryota; Metazoa; Platyhelminthes; Cestoda; Cyclophyllidea; Mesocestoididae
Source: the annotation of a GenBank genome assembly
AUGGCCCACGGAAACGAUAUCGUUCAUAAGAACCACUUCAGGAAGAAGUGGCAGUUUAUGGUCAAGACCUGGUUCAACCAACCCGCCCGUAAACAUCGGCGCCAGGAGGCUCGCAAAGCCAAGGCCAAGCGCAUUGCCCCUAGGCCUGCUUGUGGACCAUUGCGCCCAAUCGUAAAUUGUCCCACUCUUCGCUACAACAUGAAGGUUCGCCCCGGGCGUGGAUUUACACUCGAAGAGCUGAAGGCUGCUGGCAUCAGUAAAAGGAUUGCGCGUUCUGUCGGAAUUUCCGUCGAUCAUCGUCGUCGUAAUUGUUCUGUUGAGAGUCUUCAGAGGAAUGUAGCUCGACUCCGAAAAUACAUGUCGAAAAUCAUCCUCUUUAACAAAGCGAAGAUCCUUCCCGUACCUGUUCACGUGGGAGAAAAAGACAAGGUUACUCAGAGGAAAAUGGUCAUGCCGAUUGUUCAAAAGUCCAAACUCGAAAAGCCUCAUAAGAUUACGCCUUCGGAGGCUAAGUAUUCGGCGUUCCAUGCCAUUCGUCAGCACCGGGCCAACAAACGUCUCGCCGGAAAGCGUCUCAAGGCUCGUUUGGCCAAAGCCAACGAGUAG